Molecule: messenger RNA, 2815 nt
Organism: Dicentrarchus labrax (European seabass)
Lineage: Eukaryota; Metazoa; Chordata; Actinopteri; Moronidae
Product: gamma-aminobutyric acid receptor subunit rho-3-like
Exons: 10
Coding region: 901-2313 (470 amino acids)
Biological process (GO): monoatomic ion transmembrane transport; regulation of membrane potential; chemical synaptic transmission
Cellular component (GO): neuron projection; membrane; synapse
Molecular function (GO): GABA-A receptor activity; neurotransmitter receptor activity; extracellular ligand-gated monoatomic ion channel activity
Source: RefSeq, a predicted model, not a curated record
GCUUGUGUGUUUGUGUUUGUGUGUGUUUGUGUGUUUGGGAUUAUGUCUUCCGCGGGUGUAAACUGGGGAAGGCGCUAGGUGAGGCUGGAUUAGACGCAGCUCGCUCCACUCCAGCUCGGAUUAAACGUCGGCCGAUCUUGACGACCUUUUGUUGUUUGAGCUGUUUGCGAACAUUCAUUUUCUCGCACAAAAACCUCCCUCUCUCUUUACACACACACACACACACACACACACACACACACACACAAGGUGGAGGUGUGUGCUAACCUCAUAAAAUGUUUUGGUGCCUGUUUUUUCAUUGUCCCACUGAGAAAAUCCUGAUUACUGAUGGGUUUUUGUGUGUGUGACUGUUUGUAGGUUAGUGAAAGAUUGCUGUGGCUGUAGAUAAGAGGAUUAGGGUGGAAUUAGUGUCAUUCCUCUAUCGCCGCGAGGAAUAGAUUCAUAUCGAUUUUAAUCAGAGAUAGAAAGAUCCACAUAACCGCAGAUAAAACAGGCAGAGACAGACAGCGGGAGACAGAGUAGGAGUGAAUGAAAGCUGGACGGAGAGGAGCAGAGACACCAGGACAUCAGCCAGGAUGUUCAGCUGGAGACUGAGGAGCAUCUGCUGCAGAGAUACAUGCAUCUAAAGAUACACGUGGAAACGUAUACACAUGAAUUUAAGAGAAAACUUCAAGCGGUCACUCAUGCAUUUGCCUUAUUUGGAAGUCUUGCCUACGUUCUGGAGCUCUCUGGUUGAGGAAACUUCCCGCCACCGUGGGAUGUUUGACCACAACCACCAGCGUUAGUCUGCAGGGCGGUCUGGACGGUCGACUGCAGAGACGUGGAGGUGGAGCUGGUGGGGGCCGCUGUGGCCGGGGGAUGCUGGCGGCGUGUCAGUUGUGGCGGGGAAACCUGUGAAACAUGAAGGUGGACGUGCUGACUUGCCUGGCUCUGGCUGCGGCCAGCCUCGUUGCCAUGGUGACCUGCGGCCGCAGCUCCGGGCGCAGGAAGAACAAGGAGGUCUUCCUCGGGGAGAACAGCAAGUUCAAGUUUGGAGGACGUAUUGACUACAAACUGAAGAGGCAGGACAGCACGAAAACGCUGCUAAUAAAAAGUGAACAGCUGCUGAGGAUUGAGGAGCACGACUUCGCUAUGAGACCGGGCUUCGGAGGUGCAGCCAUCCCUGUGGGCAUUGAUGUGCAGGUGGAGAGCAUCGACAGCAUCUCAGAGGUCAACAUGGACUUCACCAUGACUCUGUACCUGCGGCACUACUGGAAAGACGAGCGUCUGGCGUUUCCGUCCCGAAACAAUCAGAGCAGGACGUUUGACUCGAGGCUCGUGAAGAAGAUCUGGGUUCCUGAUGUCUUCUUCGUCCACUCCAAGCGCUCCUUCAUCCACGACACCACCAUGGAGAACAUCAUGCUGCGGGUUUACCCCGACGGAAACAUCCUCUACAGCGUCAGGGUCACUGUGACGGCUCUCUGCUCGAUGGACUUCAGCAGCUUCCCUCUGGACACACAGAACUGCUCGCUGGAGCUGGAGAGCUACGCGUAUAAUGAGAACGACCUGAUGCUUUACUGGAAGAAUGGGAACGACUCUCUGAGGACGGAUGAGAUCGUCCUGUCUCAGUUCUUCAUUGAGCAUUUCCAAGCCUUCAGUGGCCUGGCUUUCUACAGCAGCACCGGCUGGUACAACCGUCUGUUCAUUAACUUCAUCCUGCGGAGGCACAUCUUCUUCUUCAUGCUGCAGACGUACUUUCCCACCAUGCUGAUGGUCGUCCUGUCCUGGGUCUCCUUCUGGAUCGACAGGCGGGCCGUCCCCGCGCGCGUCUCCCUGGGUAUAACCACAGUGCUCACAAUGUCCACCAUCAUCACCGGAGUGUCGUCCUCCAUGCCUCAGGUAUCGUAUGUGAAAGCGGUGGACAUCUACCUGUGGACCAGCUUCCUGUUCGUCUUCCUGUCUGUGAUCGAAUAUGCGGCCGUGAACUACUGCACCACUCUGGAGGAGAUGAGGAAGAUGAAGAGGGGGAAGAUCCCAUCCACCUUCAACGCCAGCCAGGCGAUGGCCUUCGACGGCUGCUUCCAUGACAACGACAUCGAGCUGACUCCGUUCUCCCGCGUCGCACCCACCCUGACCUCUGAUCCCCUCACCACGCCGGCCCAAACCCCUGACAUCCGGCCCACGGAGGGGACUCGCCUCCGCCGGCAGCGGUCGGUGCGUGAAAAUGUGGACCUGCUGGUGAGCAACAGCUACAUGAUCGACUCGUACUCCCGUCUCGCCUUCCCUCUGUCCUACCUGCUCUUCAACACCAUCUACUGGUGCCUGUACUCCUGAUCCGGCUCUGCAGACUCUCCAUGAACUCUGGUGAACUCUUGUUGAGUGUGUUGAGUCAGAGGAUUCCUCCUCCUCCUCUCCACGCGGCUCCACUUCACUGAAUUAACUCUUGAUCUCAGGAGCCCCCCUUCAGCUUCAUCACUAAUCGUGUUCUUCACAAGAGACAUAAAAGCACUCCAGUUCCUCCGAGUAGGAACCGUUAAUUGUGCACAGUUUCACCCUGACGUGUGUCUCAUGGGAGCGGGGUUGAGUCCUGACACUUGGAAAGUAAUGGAUCCUGAUUAGUUUACACGUGACUCUUCUUUCUGUGCAUCUUAUUUCUGAAGGUUGUUUCACUUUUGUCGGUACCUUUAUAGCUACAGGGGAAAACUACAUUAGGAUCAAACUUGUGUGAAAAUGUUUCGUUCUCCCCCCUUUUUGAUGAACAAUGUGAGUGGAGCCAACCAACUACUGUACGUGUAAUUUAAUAUCUUUUCUCAUUAAAUUUUUAUCUUGCUCAUGA